ACUGUAGUUUCUUAAACUGCUUCGACCCUGAUUAAAAUACAGCAACCAGUAUUUUGUAGCACUACAUAUUUACCUUCGGUUAUUCAAAACAGGAAACCCAAGGAAGACCGAUAUGUUUCAUGCGUUUCGCAAACAACAAAUUAGUUUUUCAAGAUACUCGCUGAAAAAUGGAAGUGUCGUUUGAACAUCUAUUGAGAACUAAUCCCGUUCUGCGGAUUUAUUUGUUCUACACAGCAGUACUCGCACUGAAAAUGAUGCUAAUGACGUUGUUAACGAUCAGACAGAGAUUUUUAAAUAACGCCUUCGUUUGCGAAGAAGAUGCCGUCUUCCUGCGCGGAGUAGUGUCGAGGACCAAUGAAAAUGUAGAAAGAGUUCGCAGAGGUCACCGCAAUGAUAUGGAAACGAUUUAUUUGUUUCUUCUAACUGGAUUUGCCUAUAUUUGGACUAACCCAGAUCCUGCGUGGACGAAUUCGCUGUUUUUGUUAUUUACAGUAGGCAGAUUUAUUCAUACAUUUGUUUAUACUAUUGUAGUUACACCUCAACCCGCCAGAGGAUUAUCGUGGUUGGUUGGAUAUGUUAUCAUGGGUUAUAUGGCACUUAAAACGCUGAUUUAUUUUUAUAAUUGAAGCGUGAGUAGGUAUUUAUUGUUGCAUUUAUAUUUAUAAAUAUUAUAAAACUGUUAAAAUAAUAUUUUUGCUAAAGAUGUUACUUUUUUUCUAA
Molecule: messenger RNA, 720 nt
Organism: Zophobas morio
Lineage: Eukaryota; Metazoa; Arthropoda; Insecta; Coleoptera; Tenebrionidae
Product: microsomal glutathione S-transferase 1-like
Exons: 3
Coding region: 168-626 (152 amino acids)
Cellular component (GO): membrane
Source: RefSeq, a predicted model, not a curated record